UCCGGUCCUGGCUCUCCACCUGCUCUGCUGCCUGGGUUCGGGAACGCUCCGCCCUGGGGCACAGAACGAGCCAAUCAGGAUGAAGAAGAGCCGCAGUGUGCUGUCGGUAACUGGAGAAGAAGGUAAUGACACAGAUAUCACAGGUGCCGCGGAGAAGGCGGAGUCAUCGGGCUUCAGCCGAUCCUACACAUCUGGGGCCACUCUGGGGGCAGAGCUGCGCAGGGGGCGGAGCAGACGACUGUCAUCCAGUCUACAGGUGCCCUGCUGGCUCCGCCCAAGAGAUCGCACUCGUUCCCCUGAGGUUCUCAGCAACGUGUCACGCCCCACAACUCUUCCGCUUCAAAUCCCCCCCCGUAUCUCCAUCACAAACGCAGACGCUGACAGUUAUGAAGCAGAGAACGGCGUGUCACCGGGUCACAGCCCACUGGGGUCACAGAGCCCAGGCCUCACCCUGAACACCUCCUUCCCCCUGGGUCAGAGGAGGGAGUCCUUCCUCUACCGCUCCGACUCCGACUACGACAUGUCGCCAAAAACUGUCUCCAGGAACUCCUCUCUGGCCAGUGAGGGACACACGGGUGAGGACUUCAUCGUCACACCUUUUGCUCAGGUACUGGCCAGUCUACGGUCGGUGCGGAGCAACUUCACCAUCCUGGCUAAUGUGUCCACAACAGUCAAGAGGUCUCCACUGGGGGGGGUCUGCAUCAGUCCCAGGGCGUCACUCUCAGACCAGCAAUACCAACAACUCGCCCUGGACACUCUGGAGGAACUGGACUGGUGUCUGGACCAGCUGGAGACCAUCCAGACUCACCGCUCUGUCAGUGAAAUGGCCUCCAACAAAUUCAAGAGGAUGCUGAACAGAGAGCUGUCCCACCUGUCAGAGAUGAGCCGCUCCGGGAACCAGGUGUCGGAGUACAUCUCCAGCACCUUCCUGGACAAGCAGAACGAGGAGGAAAUCCCGUCACCGACCCUGAAAGACAAACCGAUGAGUCACAUCAGCGGGGUGAGGAAACUGUCUCACAGCUCCAGCCUCUCCAGCUCCUCCAUGCCUCGCUUUGGCGUCAACACAGACCAGGAGGACGAGCUCGCCAAGGAGCUGGAGGAUCUGAACAAGUGGAGCUUCAACAUCUUCAGAGUCGCAGAGUUCUCCAACAACCGGCCCCUCAGCUGCAUCAUGUACGCCAUCUUCCAGGUAAUCAACUCUGUCUGUACGUUUCGAAUCCCAGUCGACACUUUUGUCUCCUACGUGAUGACCUUGGAGGACCAUUACCAUGGAAACGUAGCCUAUCACAACAGCCUCCAUGCUGCAGAUGUCACCCAGUCCACACACGUCCUCCUCUCCACACCUGCUCUGGAUGCCGUCUUCACUGACCUGGAGAUCCUCGCCGCCCUGUUUGCCGCAGCCAUCCAUGACGUGGACCACCCCGGCGUCUCCAACCAGUUCCUCAUCAACACCAACUCGGAGCUGGCGCUCAUGUACAACGACGAGUCGGUUCUGGAGAACCAUCACCUGGCGGUGGGCUUCAAACUCCUCCACCAGGAAAACUGUGACAUUUUCCAGAACCUCACCAAAAGACAGCGGCAGAGUCUCCGCAAGCUCGUCAUCGACAUGGUCUUGGCCACGGACAUGUCCAAACACAUGACUCUGCUGGGCGAUCUGAAGACCAUGGUGGAGACGAAGAAGGUGACGAGCUCCGGAGUGCUGCUGCUGGACCACUACACCGAGAGGAUACAGGUGUUGAGAAACAUGGUUCACUGCGCCGACCUGAGCAACCCCACCAAGACGCUGCCGUUGUACCGACAGUGGACGGAGAGAAUCAUGGAGGAGUUCUUCCGACAGGGCGACAAAGAGCGGGAAAGAGGAAUGGAGAUCAGCGCCAUGUGCGACAAACACACGGCCUCGGUGGAGAAGAGCCAGGUGGGUUUCAUCGACUACAUCGUCCACCCGCUGUGGGAGACGUGGGCCGACCUGGUUCACCCCGACGCCCAGGAGCUCCUGGACACACUGGAGGAGAACAGGGACUGGUACCUGAACACCAUGCCCCAGUCUCCCUCUCCUCCCCCCGACAGACACCUUCAGCACGAUCGCUUCCAGUUCGAGAUCACGCUGGAGGACCUGGAACACAACAACCACGACGCCGUGUACGACAUGGACAAAACGCAGGGUGAGGAGGCGGGGCAGAACGGGGAGGAGCAGAACCACGUAGAAAAGGAAGAGGGUGAGGAAGAGGACGAGGAAGAGGAAGAGGAUGAGAAGAACCACAAGAGCAAACACAACGGAGUCCAGGAAGAGGAGGAGGAGGAGGAGGAAGAGCCUCCAGAAGGAGGGACGGAAGAAAAGGUUGAUGACGAGGUGGAAGAGGAGGAGGAGGAGGGUGAGGGUGAGGAAAAUGGAGGUGAGGAAGAACAUGAGCCGACACCUGAGGAGGAAACAGAGGACGUAGUGGAGGACGGUGAAAAUAAAGAAGAGGAGGAGGACGAUGGAGGAGAAGAAGACGGUGAUGAAGAAAAGGAGGACGAGGUUGAAGAAGAAAAAAAUGUAGAAGGGGAAGAAGAUGAUGAGGAACCUGCUGAGGAGGAAGGUGAAGAAGAAGGAACGCAGGAUGAAGACGUUGUGGAGAAUUUGGAAGAAGAGGAGGAAGAAAAUGGUGAGCAAGUAGGAGAGGAAACCCUGGAAGAGGAGAAAUGUGAGGAGGAGAAAUGUGAGGAGGGAGAAGACGAAGAGGAGGAGAAAUGUGAGGAGGGAGAAGACGAAGAGGAGGAGGUAGAAGAAGAGGUAAAUGUUGAGGAUGAAGUCGGGGAGGAAACCUAGAUGAACAUCAACCAAACUGAAGAUGCUGAAGAUCACGAGGAGCGUGAGGAAACCCAGAGUUAUGGAUGUCUCCUGAGAUCAGGUCUUUGAUGAACCUCAGACUGACAGCAGAACAACAGACAUGAAAACAAAAGGCCCACAGACCGGACUCUUCACGGCCGAGUGUCUGGACGUCCAUCACUGCCACGUGGGAUGAAGUGGAUCUGGAUCUGGAUCUG
Cynoglossus semilaevis (tongue sole) is the source of this 3027-nucleotide messenger RNA. Its product is annotated as cAMP-specific 3',5'-cyclic phosphodiesterase 4C-like. Gene Ontology annotation, molecular function: 3',5'-cyclic-nucleotide phosphodiesterase activity. The transcript is spliced from 16 exons. Lineage: Eukaryota; Metazoa; Chordata; Actinopteri; Pleuronectiformes; Cynoglossidae. The record is from RefSeq and is a predicted model, not a curated record. Gene Ontology annotation, biological process: signal transduction. The coding region runs from base 80 to 2809 and encodes 909 amino acids.